Molecule: messenger RNA, 4535 nt
Organism: Menidia menidia (Atlantic silverside)
Lineage: Eukaryota; Metazoa; Chordata; Actinopteri; Atheriniformes; Atherinopsidae
Source: the annotation of a GenBank genome assembly
GUACAAGUGCGGAAGUGACAUGUGAACGUAGUUGGUAAACUUUAGCAGAUGAGCGAAUGUGUAUUUUACAUCAACUGGUACACUAGCGUGUUUCUAAUAAUCAUGUGUCAGAUGCCAGUGUAUACUAUAUCUGGUUAAAUGCCUAACUUCUGUCACCUGAAUGUUUCUUUGGUUGUUAUUUAGUUUUUCCAGCCAGAUGUAGUAUAUAGCUAGUUAGCAUUUAACAGUAAGCUCUGACUGACUGAGUUAUUGCUUAGUAUCUAAAACGUUUAGUUUUUUCAAUGAUUUAAGGCUGAAUAGGAAGGAAUAUAAAGUACGUUUUCCCUGUAUUAUUAUUUUUGCGAGCUUCUACUCGUGGACAUUAUUAACUGAAGAGCUAUUGUGUAUGCUCUUGAGAUAGACUCUCAUGUAUGGCUUCAUUCAGUAUAAAAUUUGCUACACUACUGAAAAAAGGAUCAGCGAACCGAGGCUGGACAAACCCAGGGGCCACGUUGUUUCUCGUGUCUGCUCAAGCUGUGUUAAUGACUUCAUUGGCAGACUUUGAGCCAUCAGCAAAGAGACAAAGAGUUGGAACAAAUAUUCUAGGAUCCCCUUUGUAUUCCCAUAAAGGAAUGGAAAAUAAAACAGAAAAAAAUGUGGAUAGACAGCCAAACACUGGAACAGCUGGUUUGCGAGGCAUGAAGACAAAAAGUUCCAUUGAAAGGACUGACCCCAAGAAGCAACAGUGCAGAAACACUCUUGAAUGUUGGUUGGUCAAGCCCUCAAAAAGCCAAAUCACAACAAAUGAGUGCCAAAGCCACAAAGAUGAAGAAAUGACUGAUGAUGAUGGCUUUCAAAGCACCUCAGCUCAGUCUUUAGGUUGCAGAGAUGAUAAAAAAUCUUCCGUCUCUGACACAGAUGAAGAAACCCAACCAUUAACCCCACAAAGCUUGGAUGAAAACUGUCCUGUGUCACAAGUGUCCAAUGAUUCUGCAGGGAAUGGGCUUACACAGCCACUCUCUCACACUGAAGAUGGAUUUGAAAAGCAAGAAAUGGGAAGAUGCUUCACGGACUCCAAGGGACCUUCCAAACACAACAGCAAAAUAACAGACUUCUUUUCAGGGACUUCUCAGAAUUUACCUGUAAGACGGGGCAUCCCUGAUAAGUCUUCAGAGGAGCAAGAUGAUGACAAAGAACCUAAAUCAGCUGGCGUCACAUGGCUGGGGACGCCAAUCAACGAGCUAAAGAGAAUGCCAGAAUGUGGUGGGCCUCUUCCACCUCUGAAGGAUGCACCUGGGAAACAUACUGUGUUGAUAAGGACAGACCUUCUUCAGAGGGGUAAAGUUCCUGUCCCAUAUCCUGUAAAGUUUAGGGAUACCUGGGAUGACGUCCAUGUGAAGAUGCCCUACUCCAACAACAACAGAUUUCCCUUAGUAGAUGAGGAAACCCAAACGCUGCAGAGUCGAUGGGAACUAAUCAAGGAAACUUUAAACAAGAAUUUUACAAAUGCAGUUGAGUUGAAGAAGGCAAUAUUGAAAUAUAGUGCUUCACAUGCUAAAAAGUGGGACUUCACGGCACUGAAUACGUUCUGCACUAAGGUCUUAGAACCUGAUGCUGCUGAACAUCUGUUUGACUCCCUGCUGCCAGACAUGGUGCAAUUAGCACUGAGAGCAUCUGAGCUCUGCACCAAGCCGAUACCCCUCCUGAAAGCAGGCAUGAACCACUCCAUCACCAUGUCUCAGGAACAGGUGGCAUGCCUGCUCGCCAACGCCUUCUUCUGUACCUUCCCUCGACGGAGCUCUAGAAAGGCGGAGUACUCAAACUACCCAGACAUAAACUUUUUCAGGCUGUUUGAGGGCUCCUCUACAAGGAAGAUUGAAAAACUGAAAACUCUGUUGUGCUAUUUCAGAAGUGUUACUGAGCAAACGCCUACUGGACUUGUAACAUUCACCCGGAAGAGGUUGGACAAACCACCAAAUUGGAGAAGCUCUCAGACUCUGCUUACAAAGUUGCACAUUACCUGUGAAGGGACCAUUGAAGACGAUGGCUUUGGGAUGCUUCAGGUAGAUUUUGCCAACAAGUUUGUGGGAGGAGGAGUCACCAGUUCCGGCCUUGUUCAAGAGGAGAUCCGUUUUCUUAUUAACCCUGAGCUAAUAGUUUCCCGUCUCUUCACUGAGGCCCUAGAUCAUAAUGAAUGUCUCAUCAUCACAGGAACUCAGCAGUACAGUAAAUACAAAGGCUAUUCUCAGACCUAUGAGUGGGAUGGAAGCUGCCAGGACACAACACCAAGUGAUGACUGGCAGAGAAGAUGCACUGAGAUAGUUGCCAUUGAUGCUCUACAGUUCAGAAACUUCCUUGAACAGUUUCAACCAGAGAGAAUCAGAAGAGAACUCAACAAGGCUUACUGUGGCUUUGCACGUCCUGAGAAGGAGGGCCAGAACCUCUCGGCAGUGGCAACCGGAAACUGGGGCUGUGGGGCUUUUAAAGGUGACACGCAUCUCAAAGCUUUGCUCCAGAUGCUGGCAGCUGCUGAGGCGGGCCGUGAUGUAGCUUAUUUCACCUUUGGUGACAGCAAACUCAUGAUCGAUGUCCACAACAUGCACUCAUUCCUCACGCAAAGAAACAUCAGUGUUGGGGAGGUGUAUGAUCUUCUGGAGAAGUACUAUAGCUCUGUGUGCCAAAGUUGCCUCAGUCAUCCCCCAGGCAUCACCCUUUACUCCUUCAUUCACCAGCAGGUCGACCCCUCCCCAGCCUAUAGUGACUCCUAAAAGGAUUUUGCUAGACGGCGCAUACCCUCAGGCUGCCAUUAAGGUCAGGCGGCUGAUGAGUCAACCUGCCUUCAUUUCUGAAAAUGAAACAAUUGACAAAUUUAAAUUUUCUUAGUCUGUCUAUAGAAUUUUUUUUUAAAUGAGCUUUUUCAUUAUACGGUUCUUGACCGCCAGUUGCAGAAAAUUUGAAAUCUUCAAGCAUGCAGAUCCAUUUUGAAAGCAGCUGAGCUGUACUGCAGAGGGUGGUUACUUAUGACCCUGUCUGUUCAUUUUGCUACCGCUUGUAAUACGGCAGUAGAUUGAGCUCCAAUGCGACGCGAUUGUGAUUUUAAUGGUGAAGCAAAGGUUGCCAUCCAUCUUCCCAGUUUGUCAUGUUGCUUAUUUUUACACCCACACAUAUCCAACUUAAUUGAAUUGGCUGUCAGAAAUGAAUUUAAAAGAAUAGAAUAACAAGAACGGCGUCUGAAAAGCAUGAAACUGUCUCAGGAAAGCCGCCUUAAAGAGCAAUGUGCCUCUGUAUAAAAUAACCCGUUCACAGCGCACUGGUUUAGCUGUUAUCAUGGGUCAUUCUCUUAAUUUUUGUGAGUUUUUUUGCUGAGUGUCAGAAGGCUGUUGCUCUUAAUUUAUUCAAUUUGAUCCUGACCCCUAUGUAAAACGUUUAUUUGUUAGCCUUUUAUUAGUUGUUUCAUUGUAAAUUAAAUAAAGUUUUUUUUUCUUCUUCUGACAUUUCAGCAAUUGUAUGUUUCAUUUAGCUGCCCAGUUCCAAAUUGAGCCUUAAAUGUCAGCGAUACAUCUCCAAACAAUCAGCCUGAGGGCUUCAUAUGGACGUUACAGACAAAAUGAGAUUAUUUUUUUGCAUUUCAGCUUUCGCGUCAUCUAGUCACUUGCAGUUUAAUAAGGUCACACCUUCUAUAUCAAGUGAAAAUGACACCUCAUUAACUAAGGAAUAGAUCGUUCAACAUUCAGUCAGAUGUUAAAGGCAGGAAGCAAAACUCUGCUGUGAUUCCUCUGUGUUUUGGACUGAACAGCUUCUACAUCAAGAUGAGGCCAGCUUCAAGAAGUCUUUGGCUUUUUCAGACUUGUUUUGAGCUUUUGUGUGGAACAUUCUGUAAUGCCUACAACUUUAUUUAAGGAACCACUGUUAACCCACUGUAUUUUUUUAAAUGAAACAGAGGUAAAACUUCAGUCUUUGAUGCAGGUUUUUGCCCAUAUUGCCCAUUUUUGUUGCUUUUAUCUUUCAUUUCACUGAAAAUCAAGUGUGUGAUAAUUUCACUAAAUAUGUUUGACUGAAUGUUAGAUGCUCUUUUCUCUGCACUGGAUGGGAUCCUGGGAGCCUGUAAAUGAAUGAAUCAGGUGUAGGCGUCUGAGCUCGGUGCUGUCUGCUUUCAUGGAAUCAGGACCUGAAGAAGGGGGUCUCACUUUGAAGCUCGCUGAGUUCAAAAAAAGCCUUUGGAGUCAUCUCUCCCAAGGGGAUCUUCCAUAGACAGGCAGGGGUACCCUACUGGACUGAUCCCUCCACAGCGAACGUCAUGUGUGUUUUUGACCUUUCGGCUGGCAUCUGCCAUAAAGUCACAAACAAGCAGUGUUUUGUUUUCUAAACAGGAUCCCUGCAGUGUAGCUUAGCACUGAAACAGCUGAAUAAGUGACAUGGUUGACACUGUGUAAACCUGUGUGUAGGGAAAAUGAUGCAGUUCUCAUAGAAAUGAUGCUGCUUUAUUUUUAGUUGUGAUUACGCAUCUGCGAAAUAUCAACUUCUGACUUAGUAUUGGAAAUAAAAUAUUGAUACGU